Wyeomyia smithii (pitcher-plant mosquito) is the source of this 1975-nucleotide messenger RNA. RefSeq lists its product as uncharacterized. NCBI's taxonomy places the organism in Eukaryota, Metazoa, Arthropoda, Insecta, Diptera, Culicidae. The transcript is spliced from 3 exons. The record is from RefSeq and is a predicted model, not a curated record. The coding region runs from base 438 to 1673 and encodes 411 amino acids.
GAUUGAAAGUAAACCGUCCAUCAGUAUCACCUAGAACGUUGAAAACGACGCGCGUUCACCGGUCAUGAUAAAUCGUAACGCGUCGACGGACUUCUGCUAGCCACUUUGUGAACUGGUUACGCCUAAUUUACGCUUUCCGCGCGGCUGCUAAUCUGACACACUGAACCAUUUAGGGGCCCGAGCAUAGUUUACAAGUUUUAGGGGUGUGAGUGUGCAGUGGUGGACGAUUUUCCGGUAAAUAAGGUGUUAAUUUGGGUGUAACGUAUAAUUAUCAAUAACAUCGAACUUGUAAUGUUUUUGUUUUUGUUCAGAAAAGUGUGAGAAGUGAUCGUUAAUGAGUGGCUGCGGUUUGAACCAUUAUCGUGUCUUACGCAGCAGCCCACGUCUUACGCUGCUUGGUUAGUAUCGUCUGAAUACCAGCGGAUAGAGCACAAAGCAUGAACCAGAAACCACCAGCUGAACCAACAAACCCCCGGCUUCCGGAGUAUGUCGAACAGGCGGUUGCCAAGGCAGCACAGGAGCUUGGAUUCACUGCCGAGCAGUUUGCGGUAUCCUUCGAGGCCGGAUCCAACUGCGAUGGGUUAAUCGGUGAAAUCUAUCAAGCAAUCGUGACGGAAGGUGACCGCGAAGUGGCUCUAUUCUGCAAGAUUCCUCCUCUCGAUCCGGCACGACGCGAGCAGUUCAACUCGAUGGGACUUUUCGAGCGGGAAAUGAAACUGUACUCCACUGUACUGCCGGCGAUGCUGGAGUUUCAGCGGGAAAAGGGCGUUGCAGAGGAGGACGGUUUCUUCAGUGUUGCUAAGUGUUAUUCCACCUAUCUGGAUAUGCCAACGGAGAAUGCGUUAGUACUAAUGGAGAACCUUCGAACCCGGAAUCUUCGCACGUGGAAUAAAUUGAUGCCGAUCGAUUAUGAUCACGCCCGUUUGCUGAUGAUUUCUCUGGGACGCUUCCACGGAGUAUCGUUAGCUUUGAAGGAUCAGCGGCCUGAGCUGUUUGAACAGUUUAAACUUCCUGAUGUUAUGCUUUCGGCAGUUAAGGAAAACCCACAGAUGGUUGCAAUGUUCGAAGCUGCACUGGAUAAUGCUACUUCUUUGCUAGAUACUCAAGAGAUAGAGGCGAGAACAAAAAUGGACAAACUGAAAAAGAACUACAUGUCCGUAGUGGAAUCCUGUCUCGAUGGGACACAGGCGGAACCGUAUACCGUACUGAACCACGGAGAUUGUUGGGUUAAUAACAUCCUGUAUGGAUAUAAGGGUGACUCUCCUAAUGAAUUGGUUCUGAUUGACUGGCAAUUGUCCCGCUACGUGUCACCAGCCCUAGAUGUGUUAUACUUUCUAUUUUGCUGCAGCGAUCAACCCUUCCGUGAGAAGCAUUUCAGUGAAAUGUUACGCAUCUAUCACACAUCGUUGACGAUAUUACUCGAGCGGCUCGGCUGCGAUGCCACCCAGUUGUUUCCCUUCACUGCGCUCGAGGAGCAGCUGGCGCGGUUCGGAAAGUUUAUCGUGAUCAUGGGUGCAUUUGAUAUACCGAUCUUGUGCACCGAUCCGGCCGAUAUGCCCGACCUGGGCGGGGACAUAUCGGAAGCAUUCGCGACCUCCCCGGCAGCGCAACGAAGAUACGCCAGCCGAAUGUUGGGAUUGAUUCACGACGCGAUACAGUACGGUUAUCUCUAGAUAAUGGGCAAUCGGAAUAAAGUUUGUUGAGUAAAAAGCUUCGGGGGUUUUAUUUUUUUUGUCCGAUGCUGAUAAAGCAGCGGUGGUUUCUCGACCUGUUUAGUAAUCAAGGCUUUGAUAAUUGAUCUGUGCAAUUGAGCUCUUGGUUUCAAUAUCAUUCAAAAUAAUGUGGCGUGAGCAUUUCUCAAGGUGUGUUUCGAUGUGAAUCUAGUCGUAAUACAAACGCAUAUUGCAUAUGAUAAUGUUCUAAAAAUGCUUUGUGAAAUUUACUGUAAUAAAUUUAAUAUCUUAAUAUCUUAUAA